Messenger RNA from Phalaenopsis equestris, 2041 nucleotides. RefSeq lists its product as uncharacterized. Lineage: Eukaryota; Viridiplantae; Streptophyta; Magnoliopsida; Asparagales; Orchidaceae. Bases 771 to 1715 code for a protein of 314 amino acids. The transcript has 5 exons. The record is from RefSeq and is a predicted model, not a curated record.
CCUUUGACUAUGUUCACCUUUCCUCUUGAAACUUUCGUUUCGGUAGAAAGAAUCGGCUUCCGGUCUCACCCUCAAUAUAUCAAAGAGCGGCAUUACACGUGUCCGUCACACCGACAAGUGACCGUCAAUUUGCAGUCACCGGACCGGGCUGCUCCGAUCUCUAUAUAGCGCUUCGGUGCCCCCUUUCCCGGCGGCAGCGUGUCGUCGUCUUCGAACUCUCUCGAAGCAAUUCCUUCACGCCUUCACUAAGAUUUUAUACGGCAAAGCGAUAACGUUUGGGUUUGUUGGCGAUCUCAAUCUCCAUCUCGAUCUCUACCGGCGCCGAUGAUGCCUUCGGUGCUCGGAGAAAUUCUCCUCCGACGAGCAAUGAUGAUCUCAUCGCCCACUUCCUUACAUGGUGGAUCGUGCUCUCAUCGCCUGAAAAAACUCGAAAAGUGGAAUCGUCGUAGUAAUUUGAGUUGACAAUAAGUGCGGCUAAUGACAGUAGAGUCCUUCUAGGGUUAAGUUACGCUUGUUGGUUUUCGUGCUCAUCUUCUUCUUCUUGCGACGUUCUCCACUUCCAUUUGGACGGAUCGUCAUCCAGAGGCUUUGGACUACAGUUCGUCAUCUGGAGGCUCUAAAACAUAGCUUUGCCUCAUUUGGGUUGGGGUUCUGAAGGUGUUGGAAUUGUUUCUGUCGGGGGUUGCUUGUUUGUCCAGAUCUGGUUUUAUUUUCAAGUUUUUGGUGUGAUUUCCUCUUGCAAUCAGAGUUUUUUCAUCUAUAGCGCCUGGAUGGAGGUACCACAGGCAGUCCAUCCUUUUGCUAAUUCAGUUUCUGAAGAUUCUGGCUUUGAGUUAAAUCUUCGUAGGCUUGGCUGCGAGAUACCUUGCGCUGAAGAUGAUGAACAGUGCGCCUGCACCAAUGUGUCAGAGAAUGUUGUGAAGAAGGUGCAAAGGGCUUCUCACUGCCGCCCUUCUAUAAAAAGAGAUCGUUUUAUUAAUGGAGAAGUUGACGUUGAUGAAAUAUUUCCUCUUCAAAGCUCCCACGAGCAACUUGCUCAACAUAAUCCAGCAUCUGAGGUUUAUAAUUCUGAGGAUAUCAGUGCAUGCAAGGAGUUGAUUAUUUCUGAUUUCAGACAGAGUAAAUGUUUGAUUAAAUCCGCGACUUUCCCAUCCUCUGAAAUAGAGUCGCAAACUGUCUUUUCUCCUGAGAAAGAUGGGGAGUCAUCUAGUACAGCUGCACCAGGUCACAAUGCAUCUGCAGAUCAGCUUCCAGUAUAUAAGCGCUCGACUUCUCUCCCUGCUUCUUCCAAGCUUGUCUCUGCCAUGAAAGGAGGCCGAAAACAGAACGGAACAUCACCUAGGACAAAUAUGCGUGUCAAAUGGGCUGAAGAUGUCUAUGUUCCACCUGCCACUUCUGUGUCACACACCGUGAAGAGCUACACCAUCCAGCGAACCAAGUCCAAGAAAAAGGAUAACCACAGGCAAAAGCACAACAAAGGGAAGAACUCACGUGGGAACGGCAGCGGGAAGAAGUUCCCGAAUCGUGGAAAUGUUGGCGUAAUAUCCUCAUCUUUCUCUGCAAAGUUGCAGUCUGGUGGAGCUAAUGGGUUGGCAUCAAAGACUGAAGAUAUAUUAGAGUUUGUCGGCGGUGGCGCUCAUGAUGCGAAGUGUGGGAGCGUCUUCCUUAGGGAGUCGCUUGCGAAGGUGCAUCUUUCCUUUGGUGAGGCCACUUGAUUAGGGACCAUUUGGUAUCUUUCAGUUAUGACAAAUCUGAGUUGGUUACUGAUGGAUGGUAGUGAUAUGUUUAUAUUCAGUGGUGUUUAGUGCUUGUAUUCGGCUUCAGUGGAUGAACGAGCGACAAUGAUUUGUUUCUUUGCACAUCAUGAGAUGAGAUUGUGGCCAAGGAAAAUACAGUAGCUGGUUGUUGAUUUUCCUCUCUUCAGUGUCUCCUGCCCGUUCAGAAUCUGUGAAAGUUUUGAUGUGUAGUUUUGCGGAUGGCUAGACUGAAGGUGAUCAUUCCUUUGAAGUAAUGUAAUGUUCUUUUGAGCAAUUGGACGUGC